GCGGCGCGGUGACGUCAGAGCGCGGCGCGAGCGGCAGCGUGAGGGGCCUGGUGGGCUGUGGAGACGCCAUGAGCAAAGCGCACCCGCCCGAGCUGAAGAAGUUCAUGGACAAGAAGCUCUCAUUGAAAUUAAACGGCGGCCGACACGUCCAGGGGAUAUUGCGGGGCUUUGAUCCCUUCAUGAACCUCGUCAUCGAUGAGUGCGUGGAGAUGGCGCCGGGGGGACAGCAGAACAAUAUCGGCAUGGUGGUAAUACGAGGGAACAGCAUCAUUAUGCUGGAAGCCUUGGAACGAGUAUAGCGCUGGAGAAACCUGCGUCGUUACCAGCCGUGACUAGACCUAACCCACUUCUUUUGUUUACUCAUUGAACCUGCCACAGGGCAUCCCUGAGCAUAAACUUAUUUUUUUGUUUUGUUAAAUAAAUUUUG
This is a messenger RNA of Haliaeetus leucocephalus (bald eagle), 427 nucleotides long. RefSeq names its product small nuclear ribonucleoprotein polypeptide G (gene SNRPG). Bases 69 to 299 code for a protein of 76 amino acids. Gene Ontology annotation, molecular function: RNA binding. Lineage: Eukaryota; Metazoa; Chordata; Aves; Accipitriformes; Accipitridae. The transcript is spliced from 4 exons. The record is from RefSeq and is a predicted model, not a curated record. Gene Ontology annotation, biological process: spliceosomal snRNP assembly; mRNA splicing, via spliceosome. Gene Ontology annotation, cellular component: catalytic step 2 spliceosome; SMN-Sm protein complex; U2 snRNP.